Drosophila teissieri is the source of this 3376-nucleotide messenger RNA. RefSeq names its product mannosyl-oligosaccharide alpha-1,2-mannosidase IA (gene alpha-Man-Ia). NCBI's taxonomy places the organism in Eukaryota, Metazoa, Arthropoda, Insecta, Diptera, Drosophilidae. The transcript is spliced from 6 exons. Gene Ontology annotation, cellular component: endoplasmic reticulum; Golgi membrane. The coding region runs from base 528 to 2594 and encodes 688 amino acids. Gene Ontology annotation, biological process: carbohydrate metabolic process; N-glycan processing. The record is from RefSeq and is a predicted model, not a curated record. Gene Ontology annotation, molecular function: mannosyl-oligosaccharide 1,2-alpha-mannosidase activity; calcium ion binding.
GCGAGCAGUUCGAAAUGCGCACCGAAAGGCGCGACGAUCGCUAAAUUAAACAAAGCCAAAUGAAAAUAAAGUAAAGAAAGCACGUAACCAAUAUUCGUGUGGCGCUCUCGCGAGUUGGCAACAGCCCAAAACCAGAACACAAAUAUUUGUUGAAAAUCUCGUGAGUUGGACACAAACAGUAAUUUGAAGAAAUCGCUUUUAAAUAUUUGAUAAAGUCCCCCUUAAUUGCUAAACACAAUAAAAGCAAACCCUACGAAAACUUGCCAGUUGAACAAAAAAAGAAUAUAAUAUAGUACGACAAUAACAAAACGACAGUAAACAAACUCAAAUGGAUAAUAGUGAUACAAACAAAUCAAUAAUACUUGUUAAAAGGAAUACAUAACAUUAUAAUACUAUCUAAUAUCUAAUUCACAACAAAUGAUUAGAAACCAAUUGCUUGGAAGCCAGCAGUAUACUUAACUCUCUGGGCGAUUGAACUCGAUCGCCUGCAUGCGUUUCUGGCCGUAAUCCCCUCCAGCAAGGUGACCAUGUGCAGCCGGAAAUGCUUUCGCAUGCCCACCCUGGUCAUCUGCGGCGUCGUACUGACCAUUAUCCUGGUCUGCAUCACCGGCAUCACGCUGACGAACAGCAUCAACAUAUCGAACAUCGUCAAGCUGCGCGAGAAGGUGGCCAGCGAUUCGGCGGCGGCCAAUGGCGGCCACCAGGCGGCCCAGACGCGGGCGGCACUCGUCGAGCAGCAGUACUCCACGCUGCAGCAGCAUCAUCUCUCCCGCAGCGAUCUCAACUAUAUUCAGGCAGCGACGCAUCCCAAGAAUCUGCAGCGCCAACUCCAGCAGCAGCAACAGCAACAGCAGCAGUUGCAGCAGCAACAGCAACCAAAUAAGAUUGUCAUCGAAAUCGGUUUGAGCAAUGACAGCGGCGCAAGCAGUGCGCCCGCAAGCAGUACCAUUGGUUCAAGCAGCACGGGUCCGCGAAUUCUUCAGGCGGCCGAGGCUCUAAUGGAGGGCAAUGUGGACUCGAUUUCAUUGCCAGCAGCAGCGCCACUAGCAGCAGCUACUACUACUACUACCACUACUACUACUACAAGUUCAGCUAAAAGCUUGGAAAGCGGCCAAGGGAGCAGUACUACCAAUGCAGAUAUUACAAUGGGCAUCGCCGAUCACAAUCCAGGGGGCAUUCAGUUCGAGCGACGCGCCCACGUUAAACAGAUGAUGGAACAUGCGUGGCACAACUACAAACUGUAUGCGUGGGGCAAGAACGAACUGCGUCCACUGUCGCAGCGACCGCACUCGGCCAGCAUCUUUGGAUCCUACGAUCUGGGCGCCACAAUCGUCGACGGCCUGGAUACCCUGUACAUAAUGGGCCUGGAGAAGGAGUAUCGCGAGGGUCGCGAUUGGAUCGAGCGCAAAUUCACAUUGGACAACAUCAGCGCCGAGUUGAGUGUGUUCGAGACGAACAUUCGAUUCGUGGGCGGCAUGCUGACGCUGUACGCCUUCACCGGGGAUCCACUGUACAAGGAGAAGGCCCAGCACGUGGCCGACAAGCUGCUGCCCGCCUUCCAAACACCCACGGGCAUUCCCUAUGCGCUGGUCAACACCAAGACCGGCGUGGCGAAGAACUACGGCUGGGCAUCCGGCGGCAGUUCCAUCCUAUCCGAAUUCGGCACACUGCAUUUGGAAUUUGCCUACCUGAGCGACAUUACCGGUAAUCCACUGUACCGCGAGCGAGUGCAGACCAUCCGCCAGGUGCUCAAGGAGAUCGAGAAACCGAAGGGCCUGUACCCCAACUUCCUCAAUCCCAAGACGGGCAAAUGGGGGCAACUUCACAUGUCAUUGGGCGCACUGGGCGACAGCUACUACGAGUACUUGCUGAAGGCCUGGCUGCAAUCCGGCCAAACGGACGAGGAGGCCCGCGAGAUGUACGACGAGGCGAUGCUGGCCAUUUUGGACAAGAUGGUGCGCACCAGUCCCGGCGGCCUCACCUACGUCUCCGAUCUCAAGUUCGACCGGCUGGAGCACAAGAUGGACCAUUUGGCUUGCUUCUCGGGCGGCCUUUUUGCGUUGGGAGCGGCCACACGGCAAAAUGAUUAUACGGACAAGUACAUGGAGGUGGGCAAGGGCAUUACGAACACCUGCCACGAGAGCUACAUCAGAGCACCCACUCAGCUGGGACCCGAGGCCUUUAGAUUCAGCGAAGCUGUGGAGGCGCGAGCACUGAGAUCGCAGGAGAAGUACUACAUUCUGCGGCCAGAGACAUUCGAGAGCUACUUUGUGCUGUGGCGCCUCACGCACGACCAGAAGUACCGCGACUGGGGCUGGGAGGCGGUCCUCGCCCUGGAGAAGCACUGCCGCACGGCGCACGGUUACUGUGGCCUGCGUAACGUUUACCAGCAGGAGCCGCAGAAGGACGACGUUCAGCAGAGCUUCUUCCUCGCCGAAACACUAAAGUACCUGUACUUGCUGUUCUCGGACGACUCGGUGCUGCCGCUGGACGAGUGGGUGUUCAACACGGAGGCCCAUCCGCUGCCGAUCAAGGGGGCGAAUGCGUACUAUAGACAGGCGCCCGUAACGCUCCCGGUUUCGAACGCAUCGUAAACGGGCGCCAUGCUGCGCCGCUGGCUCUUCGGCCUGUCCCUAGCAAUGCACCUUACUUAGCUCGCGAUAUUUAGAUACCUACACAUGUGUGUACCAGAUCGUAACCUUUAACCUUUUUUUUUUGUUUUGUCUAAGUUAUUAGUUAGAUUACGUGAUGAUGACAACUGCGUACGAAAGAUAUUGUAUGUUUACAAUCAAUCCAGGCACACACACACACACACGAGAAACUGUCAAUGUAACAUAUUUAUAAAGCUUGCACAUAUAUAGGAACUUAAACGUAAACGAAUAUAUCGUAGUUUAGUUCUUAACUGUUUGCACAAGUUUCUCCGAGUCUCUCUUCUUAAUUUAUCUUAUGGAAUUAAUAGUAAUAAUACAAAUAGUUGACAGAGGUGCAUAAUGGGAAGACCUCAAUUUCCAUUUAAAUGCGAAUGACGUAGACGUAGGCAAAACAUCUUGAUAUUAAUUAUGAUAUGAUAUAUAAUAUGAUAUGUACGUGUAAAUGUAAAACUCAGGUGUUCUUAUUAUGAUUUUCCUUGCCCUCACACAAGGCACUUUUUCACUCAACCAGCUACGUAACUAUCUCUUCAAGCAUUCUAUACGCAAUUCUCGAUCUGCGACCAGAUAUCUCUGUGUGGAUUUAUGACCACUUGGCGGGCAUUUCGAUAGAUCUACUCAGCUGAUUUCCAAUUCGACCACUUUGACCACUUUAUUUUGUAUAUAAUUUCUACAGACUUUCCUCGCAAAAUAAAGGCAGAAGGAAAUCGAAUUGAUAUUUAAACGAA